Liolophura sinensis is the source of this 1531-nucleotide messenger RNA. Its product is annotated as endoplasmic reticulum resident protein 29-like. Gene Ontology annotation, biological process: protein secretion. The record is from RefSeq and is a predicted model, not a curated record. The transcript is spliced from 4 exons. The coding region runs from base 40 to 792 and encodes 250 amino acids. Lineage: Eukaryota; Metazoa; Mollusca; Polyplacophora; Chitonida; Chitonidae. Gene Ontology annotation, cellular component: endoplasmic reticulum lumen; endoplasmic reticulum.
ACUCAGAGCAAGCGAGAGGGAAGUUGGCAGCGAGAGAAAAUGGUCGAGAAUAACAAAAUUAUCGUCGGAUUUGCGUGCAUCAUCUCUGCAUUUCAAGUCAUCCACGGUGACAUUGUAAAGGGAUCAGUGUCUCUGAAUUCUGGCGUAUUUGAUAAGAUUAUUAACAGGCACAAGGUGGUUCUGGUGAAGUUUGAUGAAACCUACCCAUAUGGAGACAAGCAGGAUGCAUUUAAAAAAGUGGCUUCAUCCACUAUAUCGCAACCUGAUCUGAUCAUUGGGGAAGUUCAAAUUGCAGACUACGGUGACAAGGACAACUCAGACCUUGGGGAGAGAUUUUCUGUGAAAAAGGAAGAAUUACCCGUGUACAAGUUAUUCAUGGAUGGCAAGGAAAAAGCAACUUAUAGUGGAGAUGUCAAAAAUGCUGAUGAUAUCAAAAGCUUCCUCAUACAACAGUCUGGUCUGUGGAUAGGGCUGCCAGCAUGUCUGGAAAAUUUUGACAAUUUGGUGAAAGACUUUUUCAAAGCGGGUAAAAAAACUGCACAAGAGAAGGUGAUCGCAAAAGCAGAGGAGGCUAUCAAAGAAUUGACCAGUGACUCAGAAAGAACUUCUGCUGAAAUUUACAUAAAAACGAUGAAAAAAAUCCUUGAAAAAGGAAAAGACUUUGUGGAAACGGAGAUAGCUCGAGUAGAAAAACUAAAAGCUGGCAAAGUCAGUGACAAGAAGAAAGAGCAGCUUGGUGAUCGUUUAAGCAUUCUAACUUCUUUCAAGAUAAGACAGAAAGAUGAACUCUAAAACUUUGCCUGCAGUUUUUUGGCGUUUUAUAAUCUAAAAGGUCCAUUUCAACUGAUUGUUUUACAAAUUUUGUGCUACUUGAUGAUCAUCUUGUGAAUUUGAUUGAUUCUUUUGUGCAUCCCAUUUUUAAGCAAAGAGAUUAAUAACCAUAACAAUACAUUUUAUCAUAAGUGGAUUUGCUCAACUGGUUGGGUAGUACCCAAACAUGGAUACUCCAAUGAGGCAUCAUGUUGAUUGUUGAAAGGAAACCAUAGUCAAUGUGUCAAAGUCCAUGUGUUUUACAGAAAAGCUUGAUUUUCUUAUAAGCAAGUUUUGGCCUAAUGAUAUGAGUGAUGUCAAGGUCAAGGUUGUAUGUUUUUUUAUUUUAAUCUUUGUUUGAGAUUUGUAAAUACAUAUGCAUGCAAACUUCUUAAUCUGUUUCAUGUCUGUUCGUGAUGAUUUACAGAUUAUAUGACUGCGGCGGCCGCUACUGAGAAUGAAGAAAUUUCAGUCUUAGGUACACUAUUGAUAAUUGAUAAACCAAAGCCUCAUAAAAUAUUAGGGUCAGGUGGCUAGCAAAAAUUACAUAAAUAACAAGUAAGUAGAUUUAUCUCUUUGUUUAUUUAACAAAAUUUCUGAAUACAUGCUUCACCUAAAAUGGCAUGGUCAGCAGAUUUGAAUGUUUAAUCGAAUUCAAAGAAACUUUUUGUGUGGUUGUGUGAAGAGAUGUGUUGGAAAAAUUGAUGUAAAUAAAUACAAG